Prorocentrum cordatum is the source of this 654-nucleotide messenger RNA. NCBI's taxonomy places the organism in Eukaryota, Dinophyceae, Prorocentrales, Prorocentraceae. The record is from the annotation of a GenBank genome assembly.
GGGAUCCUCCGCGACCCGCGGAGCGCCUCGCCAGCCAACGGCCCAGGGGCUGGCAUAGGCGGCCGCAGCCGUGGCAGUGGCAAGAAGCCGCCGUGGCGUGAGGAGGUCAGCGAGGAAGGAGGCAGCCCAGAGGAGGUCGUCUCGCUGCUGAGUCGCGCUUUGGCGGCCACUGAUGAUAGUAGUCUCAAGUCUACCCUUCAUCAGCAGGUCGUCCAGCUGGAGAGGGAGGUCGAGGAAUCCAAGCAGCAGGAGACUUUGGCCGUGGAACUGCUCCGUCGGGCUGAUGGAUUUCUCCGUGACGCUGAUCACAAACAUCCACAGGUUAUUGCGAACGUGCUUCGCCUCCGCCAGUCGCUCUUCACGGCCGAGUCCAAGGAGGCAGACUUGGCCAAGCAGCUGGCGCAGGCAGCCUUGGGCAGGAAGGCGGCAGUGGCGACGGUGACUCACGCCGAGGGCGUGGGCGGAGCUGAGGCCCCCGCUGCCGCGCCAGCCAAGGAGGCCGAGGAUAUCCACGAGCGCCUGCUCGCCACCGAGCGCGAGAUGUCGGCCAAAGAAACGGAGGCCCGUGGUGGGCUGGCCCGCAUGGAGAAGCAUCGGAAGGAGAUCGCCGAUCGCAUGGCGAAGAACAGGAAAGUGAACGUCGACGGUGGCCAG